AGUCGAGGCGGCUUCGCGCAAGCACUCCCCUCUUUCUUUUGGUUUCUUAAAGCUCAUUUACACUGCUUGCGUUUGUGUUUUCUUCUACUUCAGCUACUCAUACAAAUACCAUCGCAUAUUGCCUCCUUUCUAUUCAACAACUUUCCCUUUCAAGCUGUCCCCACGUUUGUGGUGCUGCGCAUCUGCACAAAGCAACGAAAAACACAGCUUCUUCACUCUCUACCGAGCGACGCUGUUCUUUACGGUGUAUUUUUUCUUCUUCUUCUACGCAUCCCAAGCAAAGCGGUACCUGCCUUACAUGCUUCUCUCCUCUCAGGUCGCCGUGAGACACCAGCCAGAACCAUCGCUGUCAUUGAGAUGAAUCUGUGGCUUAUUAUUGUGCCUUGUUUCUUCGGUGUGAUCAUCUUGGUCAUUACCCUUGUGUGCUGCCUGUGCGCCUGCUCUCCACACCGCGAGAGUCCAGAGGAGGGCACGGUGCAGGUGAUUCAGGUGGUUUUGUAUCCCGACGGCACCGCGCGCAACCCCGCCAACGACAACCCGGCUGACCCAAACCACGAAGUGAGAAACGGCGGUAACGCAAAGGUCCAAAUUCGUAUCUUCAACGAGCGUUCCUUGCAGUAUCGCUACUACCCACUCCACACGGGUGAGCAGGGACCGGUAACGGCAGCGGUGGAAGGCAGCGCACCGACUCGUGCUGUGGAGCCGUGCAUGGGUGUCGUGAUGCCCGGGGCGGAGGACAGAAACGAUAGAAAUACACGCGGUGCGCGGGAGCCGAUUACAUACGGAGAAGCGGAAUAUGUGUCCUGUGUCGACGGCGCCGUGCCACGCGCCACAUCGUCUGAAAAGUAA
Molecule: messenger RNA, 849 nt
Organism: Leptomonas pyrrhocoris
Lineage: Eukaryota; Euglenozoa; Kinetoplastea; Trypanosomatida; Trypanosomatidae
Exons: 1
Coding region: 358-849 (163 amino acids)
Source: RefSeq, a predicted model, not a curated record